Dentiscutata erythropus is the source of this 463-nucleotide messenger RNA. The record is from the annotation of a GenBank genome assembly. NCBI's taxonomy places the organism in Eukaryota, Fungi, Glomeromycota, Glomeromycetes, Diversisporales, Gigasporaceae.
AAGAUAAAAAUUUUUCUUGGAAUUAUUUAAGAAUAUCAUAUGAAAACAAACCUUGUUCUUUAAAUAGAUUUGAAUUACGUCUUUUUGAUGAUUCCUUUACAAAGAAUUAUUAUUCUUGUUCAAAAGUUUUAAAGAAUGGAACAGAAUCUUUUUUAUUUCCAUUAAGAAAUGCGAAACUUUAUUUUAAUGAGAUAGAAAUAACUGAAUUUACAGUUAAUCAAUAUAAAAUCAAAGAUUAUUUUGAUGAAAAUAAUAAAUUAUAUAUAUAUUUAACUUUGGGUAAUGAAAUUAUUGAUUUAGAUGAAAGAUAUAUAUGUAAAUUCAUUAGUAGUGAAAUAGAUUUUGAAUCUAAUUUUGAUAAAAAAAAUAUUGAUUAUAAUAAUGAAUAUUUUUUGAAUAUUGAACAACAAGAGAUCAAUAGCAGAUUUUAUUUUGAAUUAAAUCAAGAUGAGAAAUAUACAGG